This is a messenger RNA of Solanum pennellii, 844 nucleotides long. Its product is annotated as auxin-responsive protein SAUR68-like. The record is from RefSeq and is a predicted model, not a curated record. The transcript has a single exon. Bases 311 to 754 code for a protein of 147 amino acids. NCBI's taxonomy places the organism in Eukaryota, Viridiplantae, Streptophyta, Magnoliopsida, Solanales, Solanaceae. Gene Ontology annotation, biological process: response to auxin.
UGGAACAAAAGAAGAAACCUUUACAGUGACAUCCACAAGAAAGGAUAAGUUGAUUAAUUAGGUCUGAAUGAAACCAGGACCACUUGAUUUAAAGAUAUGGUGACAGAGAAAUGAAUAAAUUCACAACAACCAGCAAUCUCCACAAGUCCUUAGGUCCCAUAUCAAACCGCAUCACAUGAUUCUGUCUUAACCAUUCUGAAGGCUCAACAACUAUAUAUAAUCUCUUUACAUGAGCCAUUUUGAUCAUCAAGCAGACAGCACUACAUCAAUCUUUUAAAAUAUCAUCAACUUUUUCCAUUAUUUCAAAUAAAUGAACAUGAUCAGUGCUAAGAAACUCAUCAAGAUGGCAAGGAAAUGGCAGAAGUUCGCAGCGAAUCAGAGGAAGAGAAUUUCUUUUCCAAGAUCCAAUUACAAUGAUGCAGAGAGUUGCAGCACAUCAUCUUCUAUAGUUGCUAAAGGGAAUUUUGUGGUGUAUACAAUCGAUAAGAAGCGAUUUGUGGUUCCGUUGGCUUAUCUUCAACACGAGGUAAUCAGACAACUGUUGCACAUGUCUGAAGAAGAGUUUGGACUACCAAGUGAUGGCCCCAUCACGUUACCGUGUGAUGCACUAUUCAUGAACUACAUUAUAUCACUCAUCAGAAGAGGUGUAUCUACAGAUUUUCAAAAUGCUUUGCUUGUAACAGUCGCUUCCAGUCGAUGCUCAUCAGCUUCAUAUCUUGAAGAACAAAGAAACCCGCAAUUGCUAGUUUGUUAAUCUAACUGUGAUAAAUUUUGUACCAUAAUACUUGAAGGUGUAUACAAUUUUUACAUCUAAUUUUUAAUCAGAAUUAAACUGCAUAUUUUU